Messenger RNA from Aspergillus japonicus CBS 114.51, 5118 nucleotides. Its product is annotated as putative pectin methylesterase. Gene Ontology annotation, molecular function: pectinesterase activity. The coding region runs from base 121 to 5118 and encodes 1665 amino acids. The transcript is spliced from 8 exons. Lineage: Eukaryota; Fungi; Ascomycota; Eurotiomycetes; Eurotiales; Aspergillaceae. Gene Ontology annotation, biological process: cell wall modification. The record is from RefSeq and is a predicted model, not a curated record.
CUUCAUGAUGGCCCAUGGCCCAUGGCCCUCAAUCUCUACCCCUGUUCGUCCAUACUUUCUCCUUCCGACUGGCGCCGCGCUUGAUCGUGGUCCAGAACCGGGCGAGUAACGACAACCACUAUGCAAGUCUGGUCUGUCUUGGGCGUCGCAGGCCUGGCUUUGGCCCAGAGCUGUGCUGCUGCCUUCCCCUCCUCCUCCUCUUCUUCAUCAGUUCUAUCUCCAACCUCAUCUACCACCGCUGUGAUCGUUGCCACCGACGCCUCUGGCCAGUUCACCGCCAUUGGAGAUGCUAUUUCCUAUGCUCAGUCGAAGGGCAUCCCCACUGUGACCGUCAAAGCCGGCACCUACACUCAAGCCGUGACCGUCUCGGCCACUGCCACCGUCGUCGUCAUCGGCGAAGCAUCCAGCCAACAAGAUUAUAGCCAAAACCAGGUCACCAUCUCGGCCACUAGCCCUCUGACCAUCUCGUCCAACGUCCUCGGUAUUACUUUCCGCAAUAUCAACUUUGUCAACACGGCUACGGGCAGCUAUGCAGCGGCCACCAUUCGCGGCUCCAAAAAUGCAUUCUACGGCUGCCAAUUCGUCUCAGCUGGGAGUCUUGGUAUCAAUGCCAACCUGGGUCUUGCCAUCAUUGCCGACAGUUACAUCGAAGCCCUGGACAAGAUCAUCUAUGGGUACCCCGGCUUGUAUGUGUACAAUACCACGAUCGUACCCGUCGACAAUAGCGCCUUGAUCGUCUAUAACAGAGGCACUACAUAUAACUCGGUCCUCUACAACUCCACCGUUGUCUUCGAUUCCUGCUCGGUCCAGCAGAAGUCUGGCACCAGCACAAAGAACGUCUACCUUGGUGCCGCCAACAAUGGGUACGGCUCUGUGGUGGUCUAUCGGGACUCGACUCUAGGCAGCUUGAUCACAGCCACGGGUGCCUACACUGACAGCUACUCUACGGACCCUCGGAACUUCUACGCCAGCGCGUCGGUCGUAGCCUCGGCCACGAGUGCGGCACCCACGAGCACCUCGACGUUUGUGGUCUCGCAGAAUGCUACCACUGGACAGUAUCGCAAUGUCACCGCAGCUAUCGCUGCUCUACCCAGUGACGGCAAGGCUUACACCAUCUACAUCCUUGCAGGUACCUACACUGAGCAAAUCUCUAUCACGCGCUCUGGAAAGGUCACUCUGCGCGGAGAAACUUCGUUCGCGAAUGACUACACCCAGAAUCUGGUCACCAUUGAGUUCUCGAACGGAGAGCUCACCAGUGCCGGCAAAGAUGAGAGUACACCCGUCAUCAACGCGAAGAAGACCGACGGCACCGGCUUGGCCCUCUACAACAUCAACUUCCAGAACACCUAUCCUCAGACCAGCAAUACGGCUGCGCUGGCCGCUGAUUUUUACGGCACUAAUAUGGCGGCGUAUGGCUGUUCCUUCAUUGGCUUCCAAGACACCUUGCUCGCGAACAAGGGCACGCAGGUCUUCUCCAACUGUUACAUCGAAGGGUCUAUUGAUUACAUUUGGGGCUAUUCGACCGCCUACUUCCACCAAUGCUACAUCGCUACAAACACCCCGGGGGCGUGCAUUGCGGCGCAAAGUCGUUCUUCAUCAACCGCGUCUGGUGGUUACGUCUUCGAUACCUGCUAUGUCACCUACACCAGCACCUAUGGGUCGACUUACGGCAAGUCAUAUCUCGGUCGGCCAUACUCGGAGUACAGCAUUGCUGUCUACAUGAACUCAUACUUGGAUAAGCACAUCAACGCCGCUGGCUGGGAACAGUGGUCGACAAGUUCUCCCAACACCGCGUAUGUGACUUUCGGAGAAUACAACAACUCCGGUCCCGGAGCCUGGUCCUCGAGCCGUGUCUCUUUCGCUACCAACCUGACCGCCACCCAGGCAGCCUCGUAUAGCCUGUCGUCAUGGGUUGGCGAUACUACUUGGCUGGACAUGACUGCCUAUAACUAUGUGCCUUCAUACAGUCUGACGGGACCAUCAACCACGACCAGCACCAACACGUCGACAUCAACUGCUACUGCUACCUGGGCGCAUCCGACUAGUGGCACUGUGCCUCCCGCGGGCGCAGUGCUCGUCUCGCCUGACGGUGCUGUCAAUGGCUCGUACAGCAGUCUGACCGAUGCGCUGGCUUCUCUGCCUGAUGAUUCCUCCACUCAGAUCAUCUUCAUGUACGCCGGCUCGUACAACGAGCAAGUGCCGUCAGUGGACCGUGAUGGGCCAGUCAUGAUCAUCGGCUAUCAGUCUGGCAGUCCCGGUGCUACAUACACAAACAACCAAGUCACCAUUACCUACUCGCGGGGCUUGUCUGUCAGCCCGUUGCCGACGGGUCACUCGGAUGCUGAGACGGCUACUUUCGCCACCGCCAGCAACCAGAUUGCCUUGUAUAAUAUCAACAUUAUCAACACCGCCAAUCUGGAUGGCUCCCAGUCGUCUUACGUGACUCUUGCUGGUUCGAUCUAUGGCUCUGAAAUUGGCUUCUACGGCUGCAGCCUUGUUGGCUGGCAAGACACCUUGCUGACAGGCAGUACCACUGGCUACCAGUACUACGAAUCAUCCUACAUCGAGGGUGCCAUCGACUUCAUCUGGGGUUACUCCAAGGCCUACUUCAAGGGCUGCACUAUCGGUGCCAAGCGUCAGAAAUCUGCCAUUACUGCCCAGAGCCGUGCCUCAUCGACCGCCGUUGGUGGUUAUAUCUUUGACCAGUGUCUUUUCGAUGCCGCCAGCGAUGCGACAGUCGAUUUGACCGAGCUUGUCUACCUGGGUCGGCCUUACUCGGAAUAUGCGCUUGUGGUUGUGAAGAACUCUUAUCUCACGGAUAUCAUCAACCCCUCUGGCUGGAAGGUCUGGAGCACGACUGAUCCUCGCACCGACUAUGUCACGUUCGCUGAGUAUAACAACUCUGGCCCCGGCAAUUGGGAGAAUAAUGCUGCGUCGCGUGAGGCCUUCGAGUACUGUACGUUGUUGACCUCGGAUACUUACACGUUGGCCGAGGUCAUGGGGUCGACUGACUGGAUCGAUAUGACUUACUGGAAUACCAUUGUGACGCCCGAGCCUGCAUCCACAACUACAACUACCACUGGUUCAAACUCAACCACGGUCUAUGACGGAACCACUCCUCCGGCAGGGGCUUACAUUGUCUCGAAAACGGCUAUCGCCAACGUGACGACCUAUGAUACUAUCCAAAGUGCACUUAACGCUCUGCCCACUUCUAGCAAGGUCACACCCACCGUGUUUAUCUACCCUGGCACGUACGAGGAGCAGUUGGUGGUCAACCGUUCCGGUACUACGAUCUUUAUGGGAUAUUCGGACAACCAUCUCGAUUACUCGAGCAACCAGGUAACAAUCCAGUACAACCACGGUGUGGACACACAGGCCGACGAGUCCAACUCGGACAGCGCCACCGUAUAUGCUACGGGCAAUUACUUCCAGGCAGUCAACAUCAAUUUUGUGAACAAUUACGGGACCACCAAGAACUACGCCUCCCUCGGGUUUGCCGUGAAGUCGAGCAAGUACGCCUCGCUCUAUGGGUGUCAGGUGACGGGCAAUCAGGAUGCGCUGUUGAUCAACGGCUACUUCUUCGCCAGCAACAGCUACAUUGAGGGUAAUAUCGAUAUGAUUUGGGGUUCUGGAUCUGGUUACUUCCUCAACUCGACCAUCUCUCCUAACGAAGAUGGCAUCAACUUGACGGCCGACAAGCGCACUACCAGCACCACGGUUGGUGGCUUUGUCUUCGACCAGUGCACCAUUACCCCAGCUUCUGGAGCCGGCAGCAUGUCCGAGAUCUCGUUGGGUCGCCCCUGGAACAACUACGCUCGCGUGGCUUAUGUCGAAUCGUACCUUGAUUCCUGCGUUGAGGCGGCUGGUUGGGAGCAGUGGUCCUCGAGCAGUCCGCAGACGGACGGUGUUCUGUUCGGUGAAUACCAGAACUAUGGUCCUGGAUCGUCCACCGCCGAUCGGGCGUCGUUUGCAACGGUCCUGGAUGCCAGUACAGUUGCCCAGUUUGAGCUCACGAAUUUCUUUGCCUCGACAUCCUGGAUCAACUUCACUCUGGUUGAUGGCACUCCGUUCGUGCCGGGCAACUCCACUACCCUGCCAGUUACCAGCACCGGCGUGAUCCCCAGCACUUCCGUGCUGGUCACGGCGACUCCCACGGCGACUUUCACUACCCUUGUGACUGUCACUGAUAAGGAGACGGCGUUCACCACCCUUACCCCUGCUGAUCGGACUUCCACGGUCAAGGUGACAGUCACGCAGGACAUUGGCACUACCGUGACUCUGGCUGAGUCUUUCAAGACCACAGUCGAGAAGACCACCAUCUCCAGCACCACGACCAUCGUCGAGCCGACCGUAACGAGCAUCAAAUCGACGGUGAUCACCAGUUCGGAUAUCGAGACCAUCACGGCUCCUGCUAGCACCAAGACGACCACCGUCAAAGAUACCACGACGAUCACGGCUACCGUCACCGAGGGCGAUGUCACCACCACGGUCAAGAGCACGGUCACCGCCACCAGCACCAUCACCUCCACGACGACCAGCGUCAAGACCUCGACUCCUGGCACCGUCAAGGUCACCUCAUACACCACCGUCACCGAGGGCAGCGGCGGUACUACCACGAAGAGCACCAAGGCCACCACCACCACCGUGGACGUGACCUCCACCAAGACCACCACGAAGAGUCGCGCUCUGAUCCUGCCCCGGGCGGCGGUGAAUGCGGCCACUGUCACUCAGUACACCACCCUGACGACCUAUGUCAAGACUUCGACUGACGCGCUUGCCUCGCCCACGGUCUAUGUCACAUCCACAACGAUCAAGACUACCGGCAAGACCACGACGCUCAAGGCCUCCACUAGCACCAUCACCAAAACUGUCAAGGCCGUCACCGUCAUUUUGACCGAGAGCAGCACUAAGGCCACCGUGACCACGAUUAAGGAGACCGUCACUCUGGCGAUUCCUACCACUACGGUGCUGAAGACAACCACUGUCAGUCUUGAACCCUCGGUGACAGUCACACAGCGGGCGACCAGCACUCGCACGUCUACUAUCAGUCAGACGGUCACCGAGACAGAGACUGUGACCAAGACGUCGAAGAGCGCCAAGGCUUGCCCUACUGAUUGA